AUGGCGAAAGUUAUUCUCGUUACAGGUGCCACUGGCAAGCAAGGCGGUAGUCUAAUUGACAAACUCCUUGAAGAGAACGCGGAUGUGGAGAUUCUAGCACUGACUCGAGACUCCGCCUCGAACAGUGCCCAGAAACUCAAGGGAAAGUCGCCUAAAAUCCAACUCGUUCAGGGAAACCUUGACGACCCGAAGGCGAUUUUCGCCAAUGCCAAAAAUGCGACAAAACAGCCGAUCUGGGGCGUGUUCAGUGUUCAGGUUCCGUCGCCUACUGCAUCCGUCCAGGAAGUAGAAAUGCGCCAAGGCAAAACGCUAGUUGACGCUGCGCUGGAAAACAACGUCAAAUUCUUCGUCUACUCAUCUGUUGAUCGAGGUGGAGAUGCCUCAUACGAUACCCCUACCGAUAUUCCCCACUUCACUAGCAAGCAUCAUAUCGAGCAUCACCUCAUUGAGAAAGCGAAGGGCACGGAUAUGGCAUGGACAAUCCUGCGCCCUGUUGCAUUCCUUGAAAACCUGACGCCGGAUUUUCUGGGAAAGUUCUUCGCUACAACUUGGAAAAAUGUCGUAAAGGAUAAGCCCUUACAGGUUAUAUCUACGUCGGAUAUUGGGUGGUUUGCAGCUCAGGCGUUUUUGAGACCUGAUGAAUGGAAAAAUAGAGCGCUCUCGUUGGUUGGUGAUGAGCUCACAUUCCAAGAAAUGCAGAAGAUUUUCAAGGCGAAAACUGGCCAGGAUGUACCCUUGACUUUUGGCUGGCUUUGUACUAUUAUGUUGUGGGUUUUGGGAGAUUUUGGGAAAAUGUUCAAUUGGUUUCAUGACAAGGGGUUUAGUGCUGAUGUUGCCACUUUGAAGAAGAUGAAUCCUGGAUUGAGGGAUUUUGGGACAUGGUUGGAGACUGAGAGUGGGUUUGCGACGAGAUGA
This is a messenger RNA of Penicillium angulare, 915 nucleotides long. RefSeq names its product NmrA/HSCARG family protein. NCBI's taxonomy places the organism in Eukaryota, Fungi, Ascomycota, Eurotiomycetes, Eurotiales, Aspergillaceae. The transcript has 2 exons. The record is from RefSeq and is a predicted model, not a curated record. Bases 1 to 915 code for a protein of 304 amino acids.